GCGCGCCGCCACUAGUGAUGCGUGCGCGCACCAAGCUACUCGCUUUUAUAUUAAAUUGACCUUAUUUACUUUGCUGGAGGUCGAUAAACCUUGACACAUGAAUCUAGUGUUACUCUAGCCACAAACCGCUCGUGUUCUCCUAGUGUUUUUAAUUUUAUGGACCAUGUCGAAUUCGGUCGAAGUUACGAUAAGCCCGGACGUCAAAAUUGGCGGCGCUAACCCGUGUUUCAUUAUAGCAGAAGUCGGACAAAACCACCAAGGUGACAUUGAAAUAGCGAAAAAGUUGAUAAAAGCCGCAAAGGAAGCAGGCGCCAGUUGUGUCAAAUUCCAAAAAACAUGCCUUAAAGAAAAAUUCACAAAGAAAUAUUUGGAGCGGCCGUACGAUAACGCCAACUCAUGGGGCAAAACCUAUGGCGACCAUAAGAAGCACUUGGAGUUCUCGGAAAGCCAGUACAGAGAGUUGUUCAAGUAUGCGCAGGAGGUUGGCAUCUUGUGCACUGCUUCCGCCAUGGACAUGGUGUCCUUUGAUUUCCUAGUCAACAUGAAGGUACCCUUCAUCAAAAUUGGGUCCGGCGAUUCAAACAACUUGCUGUUCCUCAAAUACGCAGCUUCUAAAAAGAUCCCUCUCAUCAUCUCAACCGGGAUGGUAGACAAGACUGCAGUGAAGACUAUCUAUGACAUCAUAUCCGCGCAACACAAACAGUUCUGCCUGCUUCACUGUAUCUCGGCUUACCCUGUGCCUUUUGAGGACUGCAAUCUGACCGUGCUGCAGGAUUACAAGAACACAUUCGACAUUCCCGUCGGAUACUCCGGCCAGGAGUUAGGCACGGCUGUAGCUUUAGGUGCCGUUGCGCUGGGUGCUAAGGUGCUGGAGAAACACAUAACAUUAGACAAGAGUAUGAAAGGCACGGACCACGUGUGCUCGCUGACACCGACAGAAUUCUCUCAGCUGGUGCGCGACGUGCGCGUCAUCGAGGCCUCGCUGGGCACGCCCAUCAAGAAGGUCGUCACCUCAGAAAUUCCAUGCAUCGACAAGCUUCAGAAGUCACUAGUAAUGGGCAGUACGAAGAACAAAGGUGAAAUUCUAUACCCCGGAGACGUUAAAAUCAAGGUCGCGGAACCGAAAGGACUCAACGCGCUUCACUUCGAGGAUGUCAUCUACAAGACGCUAGUGUGCGACAAGAAAGAGGACGAGCCACUCAACGAGGGAGACUUCUGCUAAUGAUUCCACGGGGUGUCCCGUACAAACCACUGACGUAUAUCUCAGGGCUAUAACCGCGAAAAUCGAAGUUCGCAAAUUGCGGGGAUUUUUCUCUGUCACUCUAAUUACGCCUUCGUUGGAGUAAAAGAGAAAGAUCCCCGCAAUUUGCGAAUUACGGUUUUCGCGGUAGCCGCUCAGGACCGGCCUUACUCGUAGUAAGAUAGGGCAUGAAGGGGGCCAGGACACCGCUACAACGCGAUUGGUUGACGAGUUCGCGUCACGCGCACGAUUGGUCGCAACUAGAUGCGUUAAGCUGCACGAUUGGCUCGAUUUCGUGAGUGACACCAUUGAACUAAAUACGAUUUUAGUGCCUAAGUAUAAGGCCCGUCCAUAUACGUCAAUGGUACAAACGCAUUUUAUUUUAUGUAUUAUUAGAUAUGUUUUAGCGUUACAACUUUUUAUAUCUUUCAUCACAGAAAAAGUAACUCAUACCAGCAUAUUUUCAGAAACCUACGCAUUUGUACGGGAGAGCGGUAGACAAUGUCGUGGAAUGUUCCUAAUAUCUUGUACAAACAGCAACACUUCUAACUGUACAUCGCUGGAUCUUAUUACAUUUAAGGCUUAAGGCCCACCGUAACAGUGUGGCCGAUGGUAUCUUUGAUGACACAGUUAAUUGACAGUGUGUAGAGUUAGACCAAGCAGCGUGUAGAGUUUAGUGCAAGUGUUAUUUUAAACGUCAAACUUCUAUGAAAUAAUCUUCGUGACCCUCCUUAACUUAAUCUUGCCAUACAACUCAACAAAAUUGUUUAAAAUAAUUAGGAAAAAGUUCUGAUAGACGUACCUACUAGACGUAGACCCUUAGGUACUCCUCGGCUAGCGUUACCUAGUUAUAUUAAAGUCACAUUAACUUCUUGUGCAUAGGCAUAAAUUUAAUACCUUAGUGUUUAACAGUGUUGUCGGCGAAGUUCUGAGUUUGUAAUAAAUAUAAUCACAGAAUAUGUGCCUGUGCACAGGUAUCACCAUUUUUAUAAUAAGAUAUAUAAUAGAAAUGUAUAUUAUUUUCCAAACAAUGACAUGCUACGAAUUUAUAUAAUUAAAUAAGUUAUAAGUACAUCUAUAAUUAGACUACUAUGUUAACCGCAUAUUACCGAAUUGUAAAUGUAAAUAUGUAUGUAUACCUACCAUUACCUAAAAUACUCAUUUUAUGAAUAUAUUUAAAUUUUUUGUUAA
Molecule: messenger RNA, 2431 nt
Organism: Cydia fagiglandana
Lineage: Eukaryota; Metazoa; Arthropoda; Insecta; Lepidoptera; Tortricidae
Gene: NANS
Product: sialic acid synthase
Exons: 5
Coding region: 164-1222 (352 amino acids)
Biological process (GO): carbohydrate biosynthetic process
Molecular function (GO): N-acylneuraminate-9-phosphate synthase activity
Source: RefSeq, a predicted model, not a curated record